AUGCACCACCGCAACCGCCACGGCCCACUUGUUUCGAUCUUCACCACCGCGACCAACGCCGCUUCCACCGUGACGACCCCGAUAAUACAGAUCUGGAACCGAGUGACGGUGUCGAUUGAAGUUAGUGCAUCGUUGGCCAUUACUGACAUUUCGUGCUUCAGGACUCCGAUUUCGUGCUUCUCUUAUGUUGAGGAGGAUUUUCUGUGGCAUAGAAAAAAAGUAUUGCCUUUCUUUCUUCUACAUGGGCAUGUGGUGUUUGUUAGAUUACAUAUAAGAAAGUGGAUUUAUGUACUGAUAUUUAGGCACAACCAAUUGCCUUCAAAUGCUGAUUUUCAUUUGUUUAAGGUUGGGAUUAAGCCAAAAUGGGAAGAUCGUGAGUGUGCCAAUGGAGGCAAGUGGACUGUCAGCAGCAGCAGGAAGGCAACUCUAUCUUGA
Ipomoea triloba (trilobed morning glory) is the source of this 435-nucleotide messenger RNA. RefSeq lists its product as uncharacterized. Lineage: Eukaryota; Viridiplantae; Streptophyta; Magnoliopsida; Solanales; Convolvulaceae. The transcript has 3 exons. Gene Ontology annotation, cellular component: eukaryotic translation initiation factor 4F complex; cytoplasm. Bases 1 to 435 code for a protein of 144 amino acids. Gene Ontology annotation, molecular function: translation initiation factor activity; RNA 7-methylguanosine cap binding. Gene Ontology annotation, biological process: translational initiation. The record is from RefSeq and is a predicted model, not a curated record.